CUGAGUCAAGCAUGCAAUUCAGCUUAAGGCAACAAGUUAAGGUCUCAUACAAAAUCACUAAGUCAAGCAAGCAAAGGAAACAAGUAUCAACUAAGGCUAGAGCUUCUUCCCAAGUAGCACUUCCUCAACAACCGCCAGCUUCUUCCCAAGUAGCACUUCCUCAACAACCGCCAGCUUCUUCCCAAGUAGCACUUCCUCAACAACCGCCAGCUUCUUCCCAAGUAGCACUUCCUCAACAACCGCCAGAUGCAGCUUCUUCCCAAGUAGCACUUCCUCAACAACCGCCAGCUUCUUCCCAAGUAGCACUUCAUCAACAACUGCCAGCUUCUUCCCAAGUAGCACUUCCUCAACAACCGCCAGCUUCUUCCCAAGUAGCACUUCCUCAACAACCGCCAGCUUCUUCCCAAGUAGCACUUCCUCAACAACCGCCAGCUUCUUCCCAAGUAGCAAUUCCUCAACAACCGACAGCAUCUUCCCAAGUAGCACUUCCUCCACAACCGCUAGCUUCUUCCCAAGUAGCACUUCCUCAACAACCGCCAGCUUCUUCCCAAGUAGCACUUCCUCAACAACCGCUAGCUUCUUCCCAAGUAGCACUUCCUCAACAACCGCCAGCUUCUUCCCAAGUAGCACUUCCUCAACAACCGCCAGUUGCAGUUGAUUACAGCAAAUACCGGCCACUAAACAGAGCUAUAUUGGCAGCAAAUUGGGAGGAAGCUCAAAUAUUCUUCAACCAACACCCUGCAGCAAUUCAAUCUCCACUUAACAGCCACUUAGAGACUGCAUUGCAUAUUGCUGCUAAAGUAGAUUUGACUCUGCAGUUGGUUGUAAGGUACCCUGAUUUGGGCGGUCAUAAGAGGUUAGGUAACGAUAUAUCAGCUUUGGAUGCCUUAGUUCUUGGUGACUGUUCCAUUAUUAACAAACACAAUCUAAACUUUUGGCAAAGUUUCAUAUAUUACUGUGUUUCUAAGGCCGAGUCAAAAACAAUUUUCCACCUCAUCACCUCACUACUACCAUGGCUUGUAGGGAAGAGCAUAGUAAACAAAAUGGUGCUGCACCACCAAGCUAUGAAGCUUCUUAAAUGCUUGUGUGAUCAACUCACAACCCUAAAUGAUACACAAGUAGUCUCAUUGGCAAAACGUGCAGUCUUUGAAGCAGCGAGUUUAGACAUUUGGCAAGUUAUCCUAAAUAUUGCGGAAGCACUUCCUACGUCCGUUAAUUUCAGUAACCACAAGAAGCAGGGUAUACUUCACAUAGCAAUAGAGAACCGUAGCGAAAAUGUUUUUAACCUUGUUUGUGGAACCACCAAUAUGCUUAGGACUAAUUUACCGCAUUUUGAAGACAUAAAUACUAAUACUCUUUUGCAUUUGGCUGGGAAAUUGGCACCUCCGCACAAACUAAAUCUUGUUUCUGGUGCAGCUCUUCAAAUGCAACGAGAGCUUCAAUGGUUUAAGGAAGUGAAAAAAAUCACACCAUUUAAUUACUUUCAACUUCCGAAUAAAGAUGGCAAAACUCCGAGUGUGGUCUUUACGGAGGAGCAUAAGGAGUUAAAAGAGGCAGGGGAGAAAUGGAUGAAAGACACAGCAACUUCAUGCACAAUUGCAGCAGCCCUCAUUGUUACUGUUGUCUUUGCAGCUGCCAUUACAGUUCCUGGUGGCAACAAUGAUAAAAAUGGCCUCCCAUUCUUCUCCAACCACAAUGCUUUCACAGUAUUCGCCAUCUCAAAUGCUGCAUCUCUCUUCACAUCAGCUACUUCCUUGCUCGUCUUCUUGUCCAUCCUAACUUCGCGCUAUGCAGAACAAGACUUCCUAUACGCUCUUCCCAAGAGAUUAAUCAUAGGCCUCUUCACCUUGUUUUUGUCCAUAAUAUUUAUGAUGAUUGCCUUCUCCGCCACAGUGUAUCUCGUAUUCGGGCAAAACAGAAGGGGAGUUCUUAUUAUGGUGGCUUCAUUUGCAUGUUUGCCGGUCACUUCAUUUGUGCUACUUCAAUUCCCUCUGCUGAUAGAUUUGGUGUCAUCUACGUACGGACGGGGCAUUUUCGAUCAGCGUGGCUUUCCCCAGCUCCCAUUUUGACUUGCAUGCCACUCAUAUUGAGUUUGUAAUGCUUUGAUCAUUUUAAUUUGUGGUUCUAGGCAUAAGUUUAAGCCAAAGUACAUUUGUUAUGAGCUUUCUCGUGAAUCAAAUAGACUAGUUUCACAUAA
Ipomoea nil (Japanese morning glory) is the source of this 2197-nucleotide messenger RNA. RefSeq lists its product as uncharacterized. Lineage: Eukaryota; Viridiplantae; Streptophyta; Magnoliopsida; Solanales; Convolvulaceae. The record is from RefSeq and is a predicted model, not a curated record. The transcript has 21 exons. Bases 12 to 2069 code for a protein of 685 amino acids.